ACUUAGUCCUUUAGUCAAAUGCGACAUUCAUAAUACUCAUUAAAUCUAUUCAAUUACAUAAUAUUUAUUUAAAGUGAACUCGCCAUGGAAACUUUUAAAAAAAAGCGCUUCUUUUCAGCAGUUUUUCAGCUGUUCUUUUAGUGGGAAAUUAAUUUUGAAAUUAAUGAUAAGCUAUCGACAUUUCUUGAAGUUUCCAAAUCAAUCAUAAGUGAAUUAUAAUUGUUAAUUAUGUCAUUAAAUGAUUUACCUGAUAACUGUCUUAGUAAGAUCUUAGAAAAUGUCCGUGAGGUUGAAGAAUUGAUUCAAUUGUCUGAAGUUUGUUCGAGAUGGUCCGAUUUAAUUAUGCCGAGAUUUAAUCAAGUAAAAUAUCUUCAAAUGAUGUCUGAUGAACAAGUUGAUUAUAUCGAUAAGAGCCGUUUGUGGAUUAACUAUGAUACGACCAUAAGUGAUUACAAUUUGAUGAAUUUUUUUCCAAAUCUAAAGAUUAUUGAGGUUUCGCCUUUUGCCUGUCUUAGUCUUCGAUCUUAUAAUUUGACAAAAAUGAUCAACAAUAGUUCAAAAAUAAAAGGAUUGAUUGGACUUUAUGAGCCGUUUGCGAUAAGAUUUAACUUGGAAAAUAUCGAAUUGGUUUCAUCAGAUUUUCAGUUCCAAUUCAAAAGAAUCUUCCGACCUGAUCAGUUGAAACAGAUUCGCUUUAGACGAAUACGCUUGUCAAGACUUUCUCAAAUUAUCGAAUACUUUCCGAAUUUGAAGCGAAUCAGCUUGACACUUCGUAAUGGCUCUUUUUUUACCUGGCCAUUAAUGCGAAGAGUUUUGUCCAAAUUCCCAAAGUUACAUCAUCUUUCAAUUAGAUACAGUAAAGAGAUUGACGAUAAUCAUGUGAAAGAAUUGGUGAAAAUUUUACCCGAAAUAAAAUUGUUGGAUUUGAGAAGAUCAAAAGGAGUAACUUCACAAUCAGCUGAUUAUUUGAACGAAUUCUGUCUCAAAUCUCGUCGAUCCAUUGAAAUCUAUUAUGAUUGUGAAGAGGAACCAACUGAAUGGCCUAAAUUAGGAAUACCCAGAGAACCAAUUGCUUACGGAUUCGAUUUCAUGAAACAUUGUUUUUAUAAGAAUUUUUCCUCCCUUCCGUUUCUGAUUGAUGAAUGA
Molecule: messenger RNA, 1146 nt
Organism: Panonychus citri (citrus red mite)
Lineage: Eukaryota; Metazoa; Arthropoda; Arachnida; Trombidiformes; Tetranychidae
Exons: 5
Coding region: 229-1146 (305 amino acids)
Molecular function (GO): protein binding
Source: RefSeq, a predicted model, not a curated record